This is a messenger RNA of Plectropomus leopardus (leopard coralgrouper), 696 nucleotides long. The record is from RefSeq and is a predicted model, not a curated record. Lineage: Eukaryota; Metazoa; Chordata; Actinopteri; Perciformes; Serranidae.
CUNUCGGGCUCCAACUUCAGCGUGGGCCAGAGGCAGCUGGUGUGUCUGGCCAGAGCCGUCCUGAGGAAGAACCGCAUCCUCGUCAUCGACGAGGCCACGGCCAACGUGGACCCCAGGACAGAUGAACUCAUCCAGAAAACCAUACGGGACAAGUUCAGAGAGUGCACCGUGCUGACCAUCGCUCAUCGUCUCAACACCGUCAUAGACAGCGACAGGAUACUGGUGAGUCCUUCAUGCUGCCAUUACAGUGCCGUGAUGAGCGUAGUAGGGCCCAACCUCUUUUCGACUGUAACAGAAACGAAGGACCGCUUUACAAAAAAACAAAAACCUUACAGAUUUCAUUCUGCAUUUCUGUCCACGUGAGACAGGUGUCCUUGUAAAAGUGAUCUCUGAUCUCUAUGGGACCGUCCUGGUGAAAUCAAAGUUAUAAUAAUUAGUUGCUAUGUAGCUUGUAAGCUAUGUCUUAGUUGCUAUGCAUGUAGUUUCUAAGUGUCUUUGUUGCUAUGUAGUUUGUAAGCGUCCAAUUUUUGCACUGGGUCUGUGAUACACUGUGAGUAAACGUACUACCCUUUAAGGCCAUUAUGGACAAAAAUGUCCACUUCCAAAACCAUUCAUAAAAAUACUAUCUAGAAAAAAGUAAUUGGCCAAAUUUUUCGGAGUGAGUCUUUUAAAUCAAAAAUAUCAAAUAGUUAACCA